Messenger RNA from Labrus bergylta (ballan wrasse), 1674 nucleotides. RefSeq lists its product as uncharacterized. The record is from RefSeq and is a predicted model, not a curated record. NCBI's taxonomy places the organism in Eukaryota, Metazoa, Chordata, Actinopteri, Labriformes, Labridae.
UUCUCUUGUGCAAUCUUUUGAAAUCUCUCUUCAAACACAGAUCAACUGCCCCUCAUUCGCCUGUAACUAUUCAGACUGCUACUCCAUGUACAUGAGUCAGAACACCACUUCAUGCACUCCUGGUUACUGCUGCGAGCUGAUAAGGCAGACGGACAUGUACUACACUGUCGGCUGCAGCGCCUCCUGCUCUUACAGCUGCUUCAACUCCUCGCAGACUAACUGUACUGUGAGCUGCUGCAACUCCACAGGCUGUCUCAAUGGCACUUUUGCAUCCAUGAUGAUGACCACAACCCCAGCAAUGACAACCACACAGAAGGCAACACCAAUGGUUACGACCACAGCCAGGCCCCAAACAACAGCAAACAAAGGAAACAAAUGCAGUCAGGGUAAAUGCACAGGUACAGACUGCUACAAAACUUUCAAAAACCUACAAACGUGCUCCUCUUCAGAGCCACACUGUCAGCUGAAAAAGGAGACUGUGGGUACCUCACUACAGUGGACCGCAGGUUGCACCACCAACUGUUCAGCCCAAACCCCAUGCAAGACCUCCACAACACCUCCUUGUCACCUGGAGUGCUGCAAUGCCACGAUGACCCCCUGCCUCAUGUUGAACGGCACGCUGAAUGUCCCCAACUUUGCCACAAGAGGGCCUCAUCUAAACACAGAAUUGAUUGCUUCCUUGCUUUGCCUGCUCGCCCUCACUUUGCUGCUUUAAGUGAGUGAGUUGACGCUUGCUCAGCAGCUGUGUGGGUCAUUAGGUAAACAGAGCUUUGUGUAACUCAGUCUAUCCAGGAAAAUAAAAGCUUUUUCAGUGCAGAGGAUUAACACUACUUCAUUUACAACCAUUUAUCUCACUGUCCUUCAAAUAUGAUAUUAUUGUAUAUAUAAGGGAAUAUGGCGAAUCGUUUUUUAGAAUGUUGAUUUAGGUUCUCGAUUUUUUUUUACUUCCCAAAACAUUUUGAUAUUUGGUUCAAGGACCAGUAAAAAAAAAUGGCUUUGAACAGUAUUUAUAAAUGAAAUCAACAUAGAAGUUAAAACAAGCCAGAGGCAACUCAGUCUUUACACCACAUACUAUUUAGGGAGACUAUAACAGUCGUAAUUAAAAGAGUCACAAUCUAAAGAAUCGUUUUAUAUUGCUUAACAACUUGUAAUUUGUUCUAGCCAUGACCUUGCCCAUUGCUUUGAUUGAAUUCUGAAAGAUAGCCAAACACUGUUUCAGUGCCUUGCCGUUUUGAACAGAUUUGUACACUCUUUUCUUUUUUGAUGGGUGAGUGAGCCUAAACAACACAUUUAUAUUAUCAAAACGUCUCCAUAGAAUGACCUUUCUUAAAGCCAUUGUGAGAGUGACGCCGAUGUGACUCUAUAUGCACUUUAUGAAACACAAACGUUGAGCUGUUACAGGGUGUUAUGAAGGUUUGCUGUAGCAUUUCUGUAGAUGCAGUCAGAAUUACAUGUGCAAUUUAAUACAUUUAACGACAAAUAUUUUUUUGUGAAUUGUGAUUUGGUUGCAGGUCUAUAUUGUGUGGUUUACAAAGUGCGUUUUAAUGUAUAAUAGUGUCGUGUAAAUGUUGAAUGAAAUCAGACUUGUUACAAGCUGUUCUAGUUUUGUGUACUGUAUGAAUACAAUGAGUGUCUUUAAAUGAAAUACAGCUAAUAAAAAUAUAUAAGUAUGAA